AUGAGCAAAAAGGGCGCUAAGGUCCAGGACAAGGAGCAGUCCUACGACUAUCGCGAUAUCGUCCUCGCAAAGGUCCGCGGCUUCCCCCCAUGGCCCGGCAUGAUCGUCGACCCGGACACCGUCCCUGACCUGGUCCAGAAGGAGCGUCCCAACGCAAAGACGAAAAAGGGCAACUGGUACUGCGUCCAGUUCUUCCCUGCCGGCGACUUCGCAUGGACCGUGCCAAAAGACAUCUCUCGUCUUCAGCAGCACGAGAUCCAGGCCUACCUCGACGAGCCCGCAAAGAGGUCCGCCGAACUCAUGAAAGGCUACCGCAUCGCGCUCGACCCCAAGGCGUGGGAAGAGGAACGAGAGGCUACUAAGGCCAGGGCCCAAGAACAAGAAGCAAACGCCGAGGUCGACCAGCUCGACAGCGACGGCGAGGACGAGGGAGAUGAUGACGACGGUGAGAAGAAGAAGAAACCAAAGAAGAGGAAGCGUGACUCGGAUGCUGCAGCAUCCAAGUCCAAGUCCAAGGCGAAGAAGACCCCCGCUGAGUCCUCCGCAAGGUCCCGGACGACCUCUACGAAGGGCAAAAAAGGUCCCAAGUCCAAGGCCCUAGUCGAGUCAGAGGACGAUGCGGAGGCUGACAACGACCGGGGUAGCUCGGCCAAGCGGGCUUCUCCACCACCCAACAAGAAAGCUAAGCGCGAUAAGGAGGAGGAGGUCGAUUCUGCUCUGGCGAAGGAUCCGGAGGCUCUCAAGGUACGAGAAUGGCGACACAGGCUCCAGAAGGCCUUCCUCAACAGCAAGGUAGUCCCCAAGGAUGAGGACAUGCCUGCGCUCGACGAGCUCUUCACCCAGGUACAAACUUACCCGAAGAUGUCCAUGGAAUAUCUUCUGUUCUCGAAAAUCGGCAAAGUGAUGCGCCACAUAAACGCUUUGCCCGACGAUAAAGUACCCCGCGACGCCGAAUUCAGGUUCCGCGAGCGGUCGAAGGUCCUCGUCGACAAGUGGCACGAGAUCCUCAAGUCCAACGGCGCCUCCGAGUCGGGCAAGCCCGCCACAAACGGUGCCCGCAAGUCUGACGCGGAGGAGAAUGUUUUCCCCACGAACGGCGCAAACACGAGGGCGGACGUGUACACGAAGGAGGAGACGACCCUGAACGGCGCCGGAGACGAGUCGAUGCUCGCGGAUGUGACGAUGUCGGAGGCGGCAUGA
Epithele typhae is the source of this 1200-nucleotide messenger RNA. RefSeq lists its product as uncharacterized. The coding region runs from base 1 to 1200 and encodes 399 amino acids. NCBI's taxonomy places the organism in Eukaryota, Fungi, Basidiomycota, Agaricomycetes, Polyporales, Epitheliaceae. The record is from RefSeq and is a predicted model, not a curated record. The transcript has 6 exons. Gene Ontology annotation, molecular function: oxidoreductase activity, acting on the CH-OH group of donors, NAD or NADP as acceptor.